UUUUCCCCUUUUACUGCAAGCCCUCGACGUCCUCCCGCACAGCCAUGGCCUCGAGAAUAUUAUCCCAGGGUGCGCGCGCCCUCGCUCGAACUGCGCCUGUGGUUCGCUCGUUCUCCACGUCGCCCGCUCGUCUCGACGCGGCCGCUGCCGCGCCGCUUCCUGCGCGGAGGCCGAUUGGUGCGCUGAGAGGAGGGCUCUUCGGCUUCUUCCUCGGCAGCACCCUCGCCGGCGGCGCCGUCUAUUACUAUGCGAUCCAGGAGUACAAGGCCUCCAAUGAGCUGCUGACCGAGGACAUUUACGCUCUGCAGAACGCGGUCGACCGGUUGAGUACAUACCUGGCGACGCUGGAGGAAAAGAUGGAGGCGCUGGAGAGAAAGAAGAAAUGAGUUAUGAUUCAGACGAGGGCGGGUUAGGGGAAUUAUGGAAGCUCGGGUGCUGGGCGUGUGUGGUGUACAACGAGGAUUUAAUUGGGAUCGUACAGUACCAAUGUGGUUUUCUUUGUAAAUGGUUAGCUGAUGAACGGAGGCAAGCAUCCAUUGACUAAACGAAGUGAUUUCACAGCAAUCUAGUUCCCAUACCAACUGUGCUUCAUGGUCCUGAACUGGCGGGCAAUUGGUGCAACUCUUACUGUGGGAGCUCCGGGCAUAUUGUGGUGAUCAUGCCUGGGAGCAGAAGAACGUAGUAUUGAGUGCGGAAUAUAGACG
Molecule: messenger RNA, 704 nt
Organism: Thermothielavioides terrestris NRRL 8126
Lineage: Eukaryota; Fungi; Ascomycota; Sordariomycetes; Sordariales; Chaetomiaceae
Exons: 3
Coding region: 45-386 (113 amino acids)
Source: RefSeq, a predicted model, not a curated record